This is a messenger RNA of Pterocles gutturalis (yellow-throated sandgrouse), 1622 nucleotides long. RefSeq names its product kalirin-like. Gene Ontology annotation, cellular component: cytoplasm. The transcript has 14 exons. The record is from RefSeq and is a predicted model, not a curated record. Gene Ontology annotation, molecular function: guanyl-nucleotide exchange factor activity; protein binding. Lineage: Eukaryota; Metazoa; Chordata; Aves; Pterocliformes; Pteroclidae. The annotation marks the transcript as partial.
CCAUUCUGAGCGAGCUGCUGCAGAGGGAGAACCGGGUCCUUCACUUCUGGACCCUGAAGAAGCGGAGAUUAGAUCAGUGCCAACAAUACGUUGUCUUUGAGCGCAGUGCCAAGCAGGCCUUAGACUGGAUCCAAGAAACAGGCGAAUAUUACCUCUCUACUCACAACUCCACAGGGGAAUCAGCAGAAGAAACUCAGGAACUCCUAAAGGAAUAUGGGGAAUUCAGAGUACCUGCCAAGCAAACAAAGGAGAAAGUGAAGCUCCUCAUCCAGCUAGCUGACAGCUUUGUAGAAAAAGGACAUAUACACGCCACUGAAAUUAGGAAGUGGGUCACCACCGUUGACAAACACUACCGUGACUUCUCUCUCAGGAUGGGAAAGUACCGCUACUCCCUGGAAAAAGCCCUUGGAAUCAAUACAGAGGAUAACAAGGACCUAGAACUAGAUAUUAUUCCAGCAAGUCUUUCAGACCGGGAGGUAAAGCUGCGAGAUGCAAAUCAUGAAGUCAAUGAAGAAAAAAGAAAGUCGGCCAGAAAGAAAGAAUUCAUUAUGGCUGAACUGCUUCAGACAGAAAAAGCUUAUGUCAGGGACUUACAUGAAUGUUUAGAGACUUACCUUUGGGAAAUGACGAGUGGAGUGGAAGAAAUACCCGCUGGGAUCCUUAAUAAAGAACACGUCAUCUUUGGCAAUAUUCAGGAGAUAUAUGACUUUCAUAACAACAUUUUUCUAAAAGAACUAGAGAAAUACGAACAACUGCCUGAGGAUGUGGGCCACUGCUUUGUCACCUGGGCAGAUAAAUUUCAGAUGUAUGUCACCUACUGCAAAAACAAGCCUGACUCCAACCAGCUCAUCCUGGAACAUGCAGGGACUUUCUUUGAUGAAAUUCAGCAAAGACACGGUCUGGCCAACUCUAUCUCUUCUUAUUUAAUAAAGCCUGUCCAGAGGAUCACAAAAUAUCAACUCCUACUGAAGGAACUGCUAACCUGCUGUGAGGAGGGCAAAGGGGAGCUCAAAGAUGGUCUGGAAGUGAUGCUCAGUGUCCCAAAGAAGGCCAACGACGCAAUGCAUGUCAGCAUGCUGGAAGGGUUUGAUGAGAACCUGGAUGUCCAGGGAGAGCUGAUUCUUCAGGAUUCCUUCCAAGUCUGGGAUCCCAAGUCUCUCAUUCGGAAAGGCCGUGAGAGGCAUUUGUUUCUCUUUGAAAUCUCUUUGGUGUUUAGCAAAGAGAUCAAAGAUUCUUCAGGACACACAAAAUAUGUUUACAAGAACAAGUUACUGACCUCAGAACUGGGAGUGACCGAACACGUUGAAGGAGAUCCCUGUAAAUUUGCCUUGUGGUCUGGACGAACACCAUCCUCAGACAAUAAAACAGUGCUGAAAGCAUCCAGUAUUGAAACAAAACAGGAAUGGAUCAAAAAUAUCCGAGAAGUCAUUCAAGAAAGAAUUAUCCAUCUGAAAGGAGCUCUGAAAGAGCCAAUUCAGCUCCCCAAGACACCAGCAAAGCAGCGAAACAACAGUAGAAGAGAGGGAGUAGAUGAUGCAGAUAGCCAAGGAGAUGGCAGCAGUCAACCCGACACCAUUUCCAUUGCAUCCAGGACAUCACAGAACACAGUGGACAGCGAUAAG